This is a messenger RNA of Rosa chinensis, 321 nucleotides long. Its product is annotated as tropinone reductase homolog At5g06060. The coding region runs from base 1 to 321 and encodes 106 amino acids. Gene Ontology annotation, molecular function: oxidoreductase activity. Lineage: Eukaryota; Viridiplantae; Streptophyta; Magnoliopsida; Rosales; Rosaceae. The transcript has 2 exons. The record is from RefSeq and is a predicted model, not a curated record.
AUGGCAGAGAGCAGCGGCAACCUCUCAAAUCUGAGAUGGUCCCUCAGGGGAACCACUGCCCUCGUCGCCGGCGACACUCGUGGAAUUGGGUACGCAGCAGUGGAGGAGCUAGCUGCGCUUGGUGUGUUUGUGUUUGCCUGUUCUUGGAACUCGGCAGAACUUGCAGAAAGGUGUCUUAAGGAAUGGUCGGCUAAGGAGUUCUGUGUCACUGGGGUGAACAAUGUUGGGACAAACAUAAGGAAGCCAACUACUGGGUACACUUCUGAAGAGUAUUCAAAACUAAUGGCUACUAAUUUGGAAUCUGCUACAUCUUUAGUAUGA